UUUGGGUGCAUAUGCCGAAUUCACCACCAGCAGCAGCAGCAGCAGCAGCAGCAGGAGGUGCAGCAGCAGCAGUGGAUGGAGCAGCAGUAUCAGCAGCAAUGGAUGGAGCAGCAGUAGCAGCAGCGGUGGAUGGAGCAGCAGUAGCAGCAGCAGCAGCACCCACAGGCAGUGCAGCAACAGCAGCAGCCGCAGGCAGUGCAGCAACAGCAACCGCAGUAGGAAAUGCAGCAGCAGCAACAGCUAGAGGAGGAGCACCACCAGCAGCAACGGCAGCAGAAGCAGCAGCAGCCGUAGCAGCAACCUCAUCGGCAUCGCCGCACCACCUCUCCAUUCAUCCUCCCACGCAUCUACACUCGCUCUCAUGACCCACUCAAAGGCCAUCCAUG
This is a messenger RNA of Closterium sp. NIES-67, 386 nucleotides long. The record is from the annotation of a GenBank genome assembly. Lineage: Eukaryota; Viridiplantae; Streptophyta; Zygnematophyceae; Desmidiales; Closteriaceae.